AAAAAAUGAAUUAUGGUAGAAAUGAAUAAGUGAACACAACACAACCAUAUCUGCAAAUUAAACAGUGUAGAAGAAGCAGAUGGAAAGGAGUAGAAACAGAGCAAGAGAAGAAGACGAUGACAACGACUCCGAAACUGAUGAACAGCGCUACAGCAUCGAAGAUCUCGACGACUCCUCCAAAUCGUGGAGAAACAAGCAUCCUUUCAACCUUCUCAGAAACUACUCCUCACAAGCUUCCUUCAACUUCCGCCAUUCUCAAUCGCAUGGAUUCAUCAUCCGUCCCGAUAACAGGUGGUACGUUGCUUGGUCACAUUUCAUCCUGAUAUGGGCAAUCUACUCCUCCUUCUUCACCCCGCUCGAAUUCGCCUUCUUCCGAGGCCUGCCGGAGAAUCUCUUCCUUCUCGACGUCGCCGGCCAGUUCACCUUCUUCCUCGACAUCUGGAUCUCCUUUUUCGUCGCCUACACCGAUCCACACUCUUACUGCCUCGUCUACCACCGCCACCUCAUCGCCCUCCGCUACCUCAAAUCUCGAUUUCUCAUCGAUCUUCUCGGAUGCUUGCCCUGGGAUGUUAUCUACAGAAGCUGUGGAAGAAAGGAGGUGGUGAGGUAUAUGCUGUGGAUCCGGCUGAGCAGAGCAGUUAGGGUUACAGAUUUCUUCGAGAAACUGGAGAAGGACACGCGCAUCAACUACCUCUUCACACGAAUCGUGAAGCUUUUCGUGGUUGAAUUAUACUGCACGCACACCGCCGCUUGCAUAUUCUACUAUCUGGCGACGACUCUUCCUCCGUCGGAGGAAGGCCACACCUGGAUCGGCAGCUUGCAGUUAGGCGACUACAGCUAUGCAGACUUCCGCCACAUUGAUCUCUGGACUCGUUACAUAACCGCCUUGUAUUUUGCCGUCGUCACCAUGGCUACCGUUGGUUAUGGUGAGAUCCAUGCUGUGAACACGAGGGAGAUGAUAUUUGUGAUGUUGUAUGUGUCGCUCGACAUGAUCCUAGGGGCUUACUUGCUCGGAAACAUGACAGCAUUGAUCGUGAAAGGGUCUAAAACAGAGAGGUUCAGAGAUAAGAUGGCAGAGCUUAUAAAAUAUAUGAACAGAAACAAGUUAGGUAAGAGCAUAGGCAAGGAGAUCAAGGGACAUGUCCGGUUGCAGUACGAGAGCAGUUACAGCGACGCUUCUGCUCUUCAGGAUCUCCCACUUGCUCUAAGAGCUAAGAUUUCGAACAAGCUGUAUGAACCCAACAUCAGACAAGUUCCUCUGUUUAAUGGUUGCUCGGAUGGAUUCAUCAAGAAAAUAGCGAUCAAAGUGCACGAAGAGUUCUUUCUUCCGGGAGAAGUGAUAGUCGAAGAGGGAACCACCAGUGAUCAGCUCUAUUUCCUUUGUAAUGGCAAACUGGAACAAGUGAGAAAUCAGGAAGAAGAAGGUUCUGUUCCGGCCACCAUACCGGUUAACAGUUCAAUAGGUGACAUCUCUGUUGUGUGCAGCAUCCCAGAGGCGAGGACUGUACGUGCAUCAGAGCUGUCUAGGUUGCUGCGUGUGGACAAGCAAUCUCUCAUACAAGUCAUCGAGAUACACUUUGCCGAUGGGCGUGUUAUCAUCGAUAACUUGCUUCACGGAAGAGAGCAUCAUCUCCGGAAGAAGAUACUGGAAUCUGCCAUGGCCGUGCAGAUUGAGAGAUGUGAAUCUGAGCUGGCCAUGAGGUUGAACUGUGCAGCUAACGACGGUGAUCUGCAUCGUUUGCGCCAUUUGGUUGAAGCCGGGGCAGAUCCUAACAAAACAGACUAUCAUGGACAAUCACCUUUGCAUCGUGCUGCUGCCAUGGGAUACGAAGACAUCGUUCAGUUCCUCAUCCAGAUUGACGCCAACAUAAAUCUCCGUGAUAAUUGUGGAAAGACCCCGUUGUUUGAGGCGAUCAAGAACGGGCAUGAUGGUGUGGCGUCUCUGCUGGAAGAAGCGGGGGCUGCACUGGAGGUGGAGAGGCCUGGGAUUUGUCUGUGCGAGGCUGUUGCUAGAAAUGAGUUGGAUUUUGUUACAAGGCUUUUGGGAAAUGGAACAAAUCCCAACUCCAAGAAUUAUAAUCUUCAGACACCUCUGCACCUGGCUGCUGCAGAGGGCUUGUUUCAAGUCUCUGUUGUGCUCUUGCAAAAUGGAGCCAGCGUCUUCGCAACAGACAGAUGGGGUAGAACUCCAUUAGACGAGGCUCGAGUAGGAGGAGAUCAUAAACUAGUUCAAUUGUUGGAAGAUGCAAAACGUACUCAGAUGACUGAAUUUUCUCCUGCAAUCUGAUAAUAAGAUGUGGGAAUGUGCCAAAAUAUGUGGAUUUAUACAUAAAUCAUUUACUACACAACCUUUAUCACAAUUUCGAGAAAUUAUAGAUGCAAA
Messenger RNA from Salvia hispanica, 2383 nucleotides. Its product is annotated as potassium channel SKOR-like. Gene Ontology annotation, cellular component: membrane. Gene Ontology annotation, molecular function: voltage-gated potassium channel activity; protein binding. The record is from RefSeq and is a predicted model, not a curated record. Gene Ontology annotation, biological process: transmembrane transport; potassium ion transport. NCBI's taxonomy places the organism in Eukaryota, Viridiplantae, Streptophyta, Magnoliopsida, Lamiales, Lamiaceae.